AUGGCGCUGCCGAUGGACCCGCCCGACGUCGAGAUGGAGAUGGACCCCGCGCCCCAGCCUCCGGCUCCGGCGGUCGCUCCGGCGCCGGCAGCGGUUGGGGAGGGGUGGAGCAUGCUGUCCCGCGCCCGCGGGCUGCUCGAGGAGGGCAAGCCGUCCCUCGCUCUGCAGGCGGUUCUCUUGGCCAUAAGAUCUCAAGGUGGUGAACAAGCUCUCAUGCAGACAAUGAACCGAGCGCGUGAACUAUAUGCGCAGAGAUUGCAGGCCACUCCUAGUGUUGAUGAGCUUGCCUCUUUGCUUGCCCAAUGUGCCAUAGCAGAGGCUCAGUCAUCAAAUACUAACCCUCCACAAGGACCUGGGUCAGACCCUGUCGAUAUGCUGAAUUCUGAUGAGGCCUGCAUUCUUGCUGAGAGUGGAAGGAAGCAGAUCAUCCUGGAUGCGUUUGCUGAUGGGAGCAGCUUCAUUUGCUUGAAAUGUGGCGGGCUCUUUAGCACGUCUCGCAAGGACGAGCACUUAGCCUACUGGUGCGGGACUGCAUGA
Miscanthus lutarioriparius is the source of this 537-nucleotide messenger RNA. The record is from the annotation of a GenBank genome assembly. NCBI's taxonomy places the organism in Eukaryota, Viridiplantae, Streptophyta, Magnoliopsida, Poales, Poaceae.